Messenger RNA from Sciurus carolinensis (gray squirrel), 450 nucleotides. RefSeq names its product vasopressin-neurophysin 2-copeptin-like. The transcript has 3 exons. Lineage: Eukaryota; Metazoa; Chordata; Mammalia; Rodentia; Sciuridae. The record is from RefSeq and is a predicted model, not a curated record. The coding region runs from base 1 to 450 and encodes 149 amino acids.
AUGCCUGGCACUCUGCUGCGCGCCUACUUCCUUGGCCUGCUGGCCUUCACCUUUGCCUGCCGCAUGAGCAACUGCCAAAACGGUGGCAAAAGGGCAAUGUCUGAGAAUUCAGAGGACUCAGUGCGUCUCCUCCAGCCAGGAGAAGAUAAGGCACAGCUUGGGGACCAACGUCUGCUGCUACGAGAAGCUGGGCUACUCCCUGUGCACAGUGGAGACAAUGUGCUGCGUGGAGAACAGUCUGAUUCCUCCCUGCCUGUAGAGUCUGAAGUCCUGCAGCAACCGAAGGCUGUGCUGCCAGAAGAUAAGUGUGCCGGCGACCCGGCGUGCCGCCAAGCCUUUGAAAAACGCCAUGGAACCAGGGGCAUAAGUAUAGCCCACUACCAGGGAUCAGCCAUGAUGCAAGUGCUGCAGAGACUAGUGAAUCGUUUGAAAUACAGCAUCCAACCCUGA